Messenger RNA from Dicrocoelium dendriticum, 624 nucleotides. NCBI's taxonomy places the organism in Eukaryota, Metazoa, Platyhelminthes, Trematoda, Plagiorchiida, Dicrocoeliidae. The record is from the annotation of a GenBank genome assembly.
AUGGAAGUUAUAGACAACAAAGAGAAGAAUGAGGAAACUAGUCUCUAUUCGGAAGAAACCUUUUCACCAGAUAUUGCUAACCAUAGAUAUUCACGCCGUAACGUCAGACGCCAAGCUCCCAACACGUAUCCAGCUUUGGGUGGCAUUGGCCGAAGGGGAGCUGUUGUGGACGUUGAGGCAAUUAUGGAACUUCUAGCCAACAAUCCCCAGAAGAAAAAUUGGCGUGGUAUCGUACUUGCACUGCUUGUAAUUGCGGUCAUCUCAUCGUUGAUCAUCACAGCCAGCAUUCUCACUACUCCAAAAGAACAUAUUUUGGACCUGGGAGAAACGUUUACGUUUGAUGAUUUGAUGCAUUUGAACAAAUGGCUACGAACGUUGAGUUACAAACUGAAAGGUGAUCAACUUGUAUAUCUCUCAGCUGACCACGACCUGGUUCAUAUCAACUUAUCCACCAUGAAGGAAAGAAUCCUUUUGUCUCACAUGAUCAUAAACGAGAAACUUCGAUUUACUGGAUCCUUUUCCAUCACACCAGAUCUAACAGCGGUGCUUCUUCAAUACGAAGGCAAACAGGAAAACCGGUACAGUCAAGCAUCCAAAUACGAUGCCGUCCUUCUAUCAGAGUGA